Musa acuminata AAA Group (dessert banana) is the source of this 1532-nucleotide messenger RNA. Its product is annotated as acyl transferase 9-like. The transcript is spliced from 2 exons. NCBI's taxonomy places the organism in Eukaryota, Viridiplantae, Streptophyta, Magnoliopsida, Zingiberales, Musaceae. Bases 181 to 1416 code for a protein of 411 amino acids. The record is from RefSeq and is a predicted model, not a curated record.
UUGUACUCUUCCCUCUACCUUCCCAUAGAAUUCUCCUCCCACAUGAGAGAGAACAGAUCUCUCCAUCUCCGACUUAUAUAUUUGUCCCAUCCUUCUCUUGUUUGAAAGGAGAAGCGUAACAAACCAAGCCUUCUCUUCCUCGCCACCGACGUCCCGCAGCGUCCGUGCGCACCACCAGCCAUGGGGUUCACCGUCACCAAGGCGUCGGAGGGGUACGUCCGGCCGGCGGAGCCGACGCCGCCGGGCUCGCUGACCCUCGACUGGAUCGGCCGUUACCCGACGCACCGCGGCCUCGUCGACUCCCUCCACAUCUUCAAGCACGGCAAGGAGCCGGCCAAGGUGAUACGAGAGGGUCUGGCCAAGGCGCUGGUGCCGUACUACCCCCUCGCCGGCCGCAUCGUGCAGCCAGAGGGGUGCGACCCCCGGGUGGAGUGCACCGGCGAGGGCGUCUGGUUCGUGGAGGCCUCCGUCGAUUGCAGCCUGGCGGACGUCAAUCACUUGGAGCGCCCCUUGAUGCUCGCGCAUGAGGAUCUCGUGCCCUACACCGAGCUGGAGACCAGCCCCGCCGACACCAUCAUGAUGAUUCAGGUCACUGAAUUCACAUGCGGUGGAUUUGUCGUCGGCAUACGCUUCAAUCACGCGUCUGCAGAUGGCAUGGGAUCGGCACAGUUCAUUUACGCCGUCGGCGAGCUCACCAGGGGUCUUCCGGAGCCAACAGUCAAACCAGUCUGGGACAGAGACAGCUACCCUAACCCAAAGGUCAAACCUGCACCACUCCCUGACCUCCCCAAGCUAGCCUUGGAUUACUCUGAAUUGAACUUCCCGGCCCACUACAUCAACCAAUUGAAGAAUCAGUACUUGGAGCACGCCAAUGGCCGAUGGUGUUCAACCUUCGACAUUGUCAUUGCCAAGGUUUGGCAGUGCCGCACUCGGGCAGUUUACUCCGACCCCGACGUCAACAUCCGCAUGUGCUUCUUCGCCAGCACUCGCCACAUACUGAAGGUCAACAAGGGAUACUACGGCAACUCGAUCUUCCCGGUUAAAGUGUCGACCACCAGCGGCGAGAUCAUGAGCUCCUCGGUUGUCGAGAUUGUGGACUUGAUCAAGAAGGCCAAGGAUCAGAUGGCGGUGGAUGUCUUGAAGUGGGCGAACGAUGAAUUCGAGUCGGAUCCCUUCAGCAUGACCUUCAACUACGAGACCAUCUACGUCUCGGACUGGACGAAGCUUGGAUUCUCCGAGGUGGACUACGGAUGGGGAAUUCCCAUGUACUGUGGUCCAUUUACCAACAACGACUACAUUGCGUCCUGCAUUCUCCUGAAGGCGCCGGCGCCGUUCGAAGGUACUCGGCUCAUCGCCAGAUGCGUCUCCAGUGAGCACACGGAUGCCUUCAAUGAGCAGCUUAACAGAUUCGACUAAGAGUGUGGGAGUGUCUCUGCUUUAUAAUAAUCUUGAGGCUUUGUGCUCGUCAUUUGUGGAACUGGUAUUGGUUUAUCGUUGCUUUUACUUGAUAUUAUGGAAGGAAUUUUAUCGAA